AUCCCCCCGCUUUGACCCAUGCACACACCUCGCGUUCCCACUGCUCACUCCCCCUAAUCCCGCACAAUAAAACCCCCCCACACUCGGCUCCCCUUCUCCCAUUCUCUUCAUACACAGCGGGAGAGAAACAGAAACAGGUGCAUCGAUGGGGUCGCGUACGCUGCUCCUUUCGGCGGUGGUAGUGCUCGUCGUAGCUUCGUGCCACGAGUCCUCGGCGGCGGCGGCGGAGGAGGAGGAGGAGAGGAGGACGUACAUCGUCCACAUGGCCAAGUCCGAGAUGCCCGCCGAGUUCGAGGAGCACGGCGCGUGGUACGGCGCCUCGCUCCGGUCCGUGUCCGACUCGGCCGAGCUGCUCUACGCCUACGACGCGGUGGUCCACGGGUUCGCGGCGCGGCUCACCGCGUCCGAGGCCCGGGAGCUGGAGAGCCGGCCCGGGGUGGCUCUGGUGAACCCGGAGGUCCGGUUCGAGCUCCACACGACCCGGACCCCGGAGUUUCUGGGCCUGGACCGGGGCCCCGACGGCGCGUGGGGGCUCGGCCCCGCGCCCGAGUCGAACGCGGGCUCGGACGUGGUGGUCGGGGUGCUGGACACCGGGGUGUGGCCCGAGCGCGCCAGCUUCGACGACGCCGGGUUCGGGCCCGUCCCCGCGUGGUGGCGCGGCGCGUGCGAGUCGGGCGCGGACUUCAACGCCUCCUCCGCGUGCAACCGCAAGCUCCUCGGCGCCCGCUUCUUCGCCCGCGGCUACGAGGCGAGCAAGGGGCCCAUCGACGUCGCCGGGGAGUCGCGGUCCCCGCGCGACAACGACGGGCACGGGACGCACACCGCGUCCACCGCGGCGGGCGCCGCCGCGCCCGGGGCGAGCCUCCUCGGCUACGCGGCGGGGACGGCGCGCGGCAUGGCGGCGCGCGCGCGCGUGGCCGCGUACAAGGUGUGCUGGCUCGGGGGCUGCUUCAGCUCCGACAUCCUCGCGGGCAUGGACGCGGCGGUGGCCGACGGGUGCCACGUGCUCUCGCUCUCGCUCGGCGGGGGCUCCGCCGACUACUUCCGCGACAGCGUGGCCAUCGGGGCGUUCGCGGCCAUGGAGAAGGGGGUGCUCGUGUCGUGCUCGGCGGGGAACUCGGGCCCCGGCGCGUCCACGCUCUCGAACGUGGCCCCGUGGAUCACCACGGUCGGGGCCGGGACCAUCGACCGCAACUUCCCCGCCGACGUGGUGCUGGGCGACGGCCGGAACUACUCGGGGGUGUCGGUCUACAGCGGCAGGCCCCUGCCCGCCAACAGGCUCCUCCCGCUGGUGUACGCCGGGAACGCCACGAACGCCACCGCGAACGGGAACCUGUGCUUGCCCGGGACGCUGGCGCCGGAGAAGGUGGCGGGCAAGCUGGUGCUGUGCGACCGCGGCGUGAACGCGCGGGUGCAGAAGGGCGUCGCCGUGCGGGACGCGGGCGGGGCCGGGAUGGUGCUCGCGAACACCGCGGCCAGCGGGGAGGAGCUCGUCGCCGACGCGCACCUCCUCCCGGCCACGGGCGUGGGCCAGAGAGCCGGGGACGCCAUUCGCGCCUACCUCUUCUCCGACCCCAACCCCACCGCCACCAUCGCCUUCGCGGGCACGCAGGUCGGGGUGCGCCCCUCGCCCGUCGUGGCCGCGUUCUCGUCGCGCGGGCCCAACGCGGUCACCCCGGGGUUGCUCAAGCCCGACCUCGUCGCGCCCGGGGUGAACAUCCUCGCCGCGUGGACCGGGUCGGUGGGCCCCACCGGGCUCGCGGCGGAUCCGCGCCGCGUCGAGUACAACAUCAUCUCGGGGACCUCCAUGUCGUGCCCCCACGUCAGCGGCCUCGCCGCGCUCCUCAGGGGGGCCCACCCGGAGUGGAGCCCCGCCGCAAUCCGCUCCGCGCUCAUGACCACCGCCUACUCCGCGUACCCGGGCGGCGGCGGCGGCAUCCUCGACGUCGCCACGGGCAAGCCCGCCACGCCGUUCGAUGUCGGCGCCGGACACGUGGACCCGCCGAGAGCUGUCGAUCCGGGGCUCGUCUACGACCUCGGCCCCGGCGACUACCUCGACUUCCUAUGCGCUCUCAACUACACUUCACCCCAAAUCGCGGCGGUCGCCAAGCGCCCCAACUACACGUGCGACGACGGUAGCAAGGCCUAUUCGGUGACUGCGCUCAAUUACCCGUCCUUCGCGGUGGCGUUCUCCGCCGCCCCCGCCGGUGGCUCCGCCGUGAAGCACGUGCGGACGCUCACCAACGUCGGCGCGCCCGGGACGUACAAGGCCACGGCGGCGGUGGUGGGUGGCGGAGGGGCGGUGAAUGUAACGGUGGACCCGGCGCAGCUGAGCUUUUCCAAGGUCGGGGAGCGGCAGAGCUACACAGUGAGCUUCUCCGCUCCGCCGUUGCCCUCGGGCUCGGCCGGGUUCGGCCGGCUCGUUUGGUCCGACGGGAAGCACGCGGUCGCGAGCCCGAUCGCGGUCACUUGGACCUGAUUUUGAUCGAACUUGGCGAGAUUAAAAGCAAAUCGCACUAGCGCCCUGCUCUGAUCUUUGCGGUGCACCGAAGGGAACGGUGGACCCGAGAUAUAUCAUGGUUUACUUUAUACUGAAGUUUUAAUUUGUUGCUCAGUUUAAAACAAUGUGUUUGAUUCUGAAACAUUUGUUUACUAAAGUUCAGUGAUGAUUUGUGGAAAUUAGUGAGAUGGGCGGACGAAGAUAGGGGAUCGGGAAAAGAUUAUUAGGUUUAUUAAAAGGUUGGCUUUGGUAAGCUGUGUAUAUUUGUUGUAAUCUCAUGAGUUUGAUGGGAGUGUUUGAUUUGGGUAAUGAAAGCGAUUGAUAGUUACAAA
Ananas comosus (pineapple) is the source of this 2832-nucleotide messenger RNA. RefSeq names its product subtilisin-like protease SBT1.7. NCBI's taxonomy places the organism in Eukaryota, Viridiplantae, Streptophyta, Magnoliopsida, Poales, Bromeliaceae. Gene Ontology annotation, molecular function: serine-type endopeptidase activity. The coding region runs from base 146 to 2479 and encodes 777 amino acids. The record is from RefSeq and is a predicted model, not a curated record. The transcript has a single exon. Gene Ontology annotation, biological process: proteolysis.